GGAAAAGUUUUUCUUUUUCUUUUGUUUUAGUUCUUGUUUUUGCCUGGUUUUGAUUUUUAUUUCGUUCGGUCUUUUUUCGGUUUGGACUUGUGCACACAGUUUCCACCAUGAACAAGCUUUAUAUUGGGAAUCUGAACGAAAACGUGACCGCCGAGGACUUGGGGAAAACCUUUGACGAUCACAAGAUCCCGUACUCCGGACAGUUCCUCAUGAAAACCGGCUACGCGUUCGUGGACUGUCCGGACGACCAGUGGGCCAUGAAGGCGAUCGAGACGUUUUCUGGUAAAGUGGAGCUUCAUGGAAAACGUAUCGAGGUCGAGCACUCCGUCCCCAAGAAGCAAAGGACCAGGAAGCUGCAGAUCAGAAACAUUCCUCCACACCUGCAGUGGGAGGUGCUGGAUGGUCUGCUGGCCCAGUAUGGAACCGUGGAGAACUGUGAGCAAGUGAACACAGAGAGCGAGACGGCCGUGGUGAACGUCACGUACGGAACCCGGGAGCACGCCAGACAAGCCAUCCAGAAGCUGAACGGGUACCAGUUUGAGAACAACGCCCUGCGCGUCUCCUACAUCCCUGAUGAGACCUCCGAGCUGGAGGGCCAGCGGGGGCCCGAUAACGGCCGCCGCCCCGGUUACGGGCCCCGCGGAGGCCCCCGCGGCGGGUCCCCCGGCUCCGGGAUGCCCUCCAAAUACCAGCACGCCGACAUCCCGCUGAGGCUGCUGGUGCCCACGCAGUACGUCGGAGCGAUCAUCGGCAAGGAGGGAGCGACCAUCCGCAACAUCACCAAGCAGACACAGAGCAAGAUCGACGUGCACCGCAAGGAGAACGCAGGCGCCGCCGAGAAGCCGAUCAGCAUCCACUCGACGCCGGAGGGCUGCUCGGCCGCCUGCCGCAUGAUCCUGGACAUCAUGCACCAGGAGGCCAAGGACACCAAGACGGCCGACGAGGUUCCCCUGAAGAUCCUGGCGCACAACAACUUUGUCGGCCGCCUGAUCGGGAAGGAGGGACGCAACCUGAAGAAGGUCGAACAGGACACAGACACCAAGAUCACCAUCUCCCCUCUGCAGGACCUGACUCUGUAUAAUCCGGAGAGGACCAUCACAGUCAAAGGUCCCAUCGAGGCCUGCUGCCUGGCCGAGGUGGAGAUCAUGAAGAAGGUCCGAGAGGCCUACGACAACGACAUCGCUGCUAUGAACCAACAGACCCACCUGAUCCCCGGGCUGAACCUGGGAGCCCUCGGCCUCUUCCCCCCCUCCUCCACCAUGCCCCCCCCUCCGCCCGGAAACUCGGUGCCCGGCACGCCCUACGGCUCCUUCAGGGCUCCCGAGCAGGAGACGGUCCAUGUUUACAUCCCGGCCCAGGCGGUGGGAGCGAUCAUCGGAAAGAAAGGACAGCACAUCAAACAGCUGAGCCGCUUCGCCGGAGCCUCCAUCAAGAUCGCCCCGGCCGAGGCUCCAGACUCCAAAAUGAGGAUGGUGAUCGUGACGGGACCCCCCGAGGCUCAGUUCAAGGCCCAGGGCAGGAUCUACAGCAAGCUGAAGGAGGAGAACUUCUUCGGGCCGAAGGAGGAAGUCAAACUGGAGACUCACAUCAAGGUGGCUGCCGCCGCUGCAGGGCGGGUGAUCGGCAAGGGAGGCAAGACGGUGAACGAGCUGCAGAACCUGACGGCCGCCGAGGUGGUGGUCCCGCGGGAGCAGACCCCCGACGAGAACGACCAGGUCAUCGUCAAGAUCAUCGGACAUUUCUACGCCAGCCAGCUGGCCCAGAGGAAGAUCCGGGACAUCCUGACCCAGGUGAAGCAGCAGCAGAAAGGUGGGAUGGGGAUGGGCCCCGGCCCUCAGCCCCAGGGCCUCACAGAGAUGGGUGGCACCCCGCAGGGACUGGCUCAGGAGCACCAGCCACGCAGGAAGUGAGGGCCUCCGUCCCCCCCGAAAGACACGAGGCCCCCCCGCCUGACGGACAGACGGACAGACACAUGGACGGACAGAUGGACAGACAAACGGACAGACGGAUAGAAAACAGGAGAGCGACACACGGA
Messenger RNA from Myripristis murdjan (pinecone soldierfish), 2035 nucleotides. It is a transcript of the gene igf2bp1, whose product is annotated as insulin-like growth factor 2 mRNA binding protein 1. The record is from RefSeq and is a predicted model, not a curated record. Bases 108 to 1910 code for a protein of 600 amino acids. Gene Ontology annotation, molecular function: RNA binding. The transcript is spliced from 15 exons. Lineage: Eukaryota; Metazoa; Chordata; Actinopteri; Holocentriformes; Holocentridae.